Molecule: messenger RNA, 1098 nt
Organism: Cicer arietinum (chickpea)
Lineage: Eukaryota; Viridiplantae; Streptophyta; Magnoliopsida; Fabales; Fabaceae
Product: calcineurin B-like protein 3
Biological process (GO): calcium-mediated signaling
Molecular function (GO): kinase binding; calcium ion binding
Source: RefSeq, a predicted model, not a curated record
AAUUUGAGUACUUUUUGAAUUCUGAUAUCAGAAUGUGAAGGUCUGACUACAGAUUUUAUUCCCAUUGUUUGUUUCUAAAUUUCGCAGAUCUUGCCAUUUGGGAUUGGCCACCCGAAGUUGGAAAUGUUUAAAAGUUAUGGAGCAUUCUGAUUCACAAGAGAUAUCAUGUUGCAGUGCUUAGAGGGAUUUAAGUCUUUACUCGCUUCUGUAUUGCGUUGUUGUGACAUUGAUAUAUAUAACCAGGCAAGAGGCCUUGAAGAUCCUGAACUUCUUGCAAGGGAGACCGUGUUCAGUGUUAGCGAAAUAGAAGCACUGUAUGAGCUCUUCAAAAAGAUCAGCAGUGCUGUAAUCGAUGAUGGGCUGAUUAACAAGGAAGAGUUUCAAUUGGCAUUAUUCAAGACGAAUAAAAAAGAAAGUUUGUUUGCUGAUCGGGUAUUUGAUUUAUUCGACACAAAGCACAAUGGGAUCCUCGGUUUUGAAGAGUUUGCUCGUGCCCUAUCCGUUUUCCAUCCAAAUGCCCCUAUUGAUGAUAAGAUUGAAUUUUCCUUUCAACUAUAUGAUCUCAAGCAGCAGGGUUUUAUCGAACGACAAGAGGUGAAGCAAAUGGUGGUUGCUACCCUUGCAGAAUCGGGUAUGAAUCUAUCGGAUGAUGUUAUAGAAAGUAUAAUCGACAAGACUUUUGAGGAAGCAGAUACAAAGCAUGAUGGCAAGAUUGACAAGGAGGAGUGGAGAAACCUUGUUUUGCGCCAUCCGUCACUUUUGAAGAACAUGACCCUUCAAUAUCUCAAGGACAUCACCACAACAUUCCCAAGCUUUGUAUUCCAUUCACAAGUAGAUGAUACUUGAAGAGCAAGUAAUUAGUUGAUAACUUUCACCUUUGGUUUCUUUGCAUUUGUGCUGUAGAGUCACUUCUCUUUCCUUUUAUUUUUGUUUUAUAUAAAAAAAAAUAUAGUUGGUUGGUUUGUUUACCUUAAAUAUUUGAGUAAGGUAUUUGGUUUGGAGGAUUCAUUUGCUGUGGUUAAACUUUCUCACAUUUUUCAUUAAAUCUUGAAGGCACAUUUGUGGUUCCCAUUUCUCCAUAAAAAAGGAUUUUGCCUA